Messenger RNA from Coccidioides immitis RS, 1667 nucleotides. Its product is annotated as phosphotransferase. The transcript has 2 exons. Bases 1 to 903 code for a protein of 300 amino acids. Lineage: Eukaryota; Fungi; Ascomycota; Eurotiomycetes; Onygenales; Onygenaceae. The record is from RefSeq and is a predicted model, not a curated record. Gene Ontology annotation, molecular function: protein kinase activity; ATP binding. Gene Ontology annotation, biological process: protein phosphorylation.
AUGUCCACCCUUGAUGAAAAUGUUCCCUCACGAGCACCGAAUGGGCCUGGAGACCCAAUUUUCACCCCAACUAUUGAUUACAAAUGUGUUCCCCUUAGAUGGGGUCAACAUCGAGAGUUUGUCUCAGAUGAGCAUUUGAUACUUCUCGGGGACACUGCUCCUGUUCUCUACCAGAUCGGUCCAAACAAAGUUGUACGAAUCUCCCGCGACCUGGCACUGAAGUGUGGGCCCUCGGUUCUACCCAGUGAGGCCAAAGCACUCGAUUUAGCCCGAGCAAAGACGGUAAUCAGAGUUCCUCAUGUCUACCGCUCAUUCCAGGUUGAUGAUCCUUUCGAGUACUAUGGAACGAGAGGCUACCUGGUCAUGGAUUACAUCGAAGGCCGAAACCUCGGGGAUUGUUGGAUGCAGCUUGCUGCAGAGGAUAAAGCUGAUGUGAUCUCUCAGUCAGCAGCGAUAAUAAGCCAGCUUCAGAGUACAGUCCUUCCAACACCCGGCCCCAUAGGCGGGGGUCCUUGUCGAGGCAAACUCUUCACAGACUACGGCGCAGGUCCGUUCAACUCCGGAUCCGAGAUGGAAGCUUGGUUUAAUCACAAACUCGAAAUAUGCAAGCGUUAUAACCAAACCCCUCAGGAUAUUCCUCCAUUCAAGUUCAGGAAGUUCGUACUGGUGCAUCAAGACAUAAGUCCUCGAAAUAUGAUCUUGGAUGCUGCGGGACAAGUCUGGUUGAUUGACUGGGCACACGCCGGUGCUUACCCUCCCGCAUUCGAACGAGCCGCUGUAGCCGAACAGCACCUGUUUCCCGAAUUCAACAAAAUGCUAUUAAACGCCCUGCCACACUAUGAUGCCGAGGUGAGCCAAUUGCAGUCAAUCCAGUAUGGACUAUCCGUCGCAAGUCUCGCAUAAACAAUCGGCUUUGCAUGCUUUUUACGGGGCGUUUACGGGUGGCUUUCGGUAAGCGGCCCGAACCCGACAUGAUACUUUUGAGUUUCGACACAUCAACCAGGUUAUAUAUCUCUCAUACAAAUUCAAAACUCAACUUCCCCGUGCAUAAAAGAGAGAUGAACCAAAGUCUGCGCUGGCCAUUCUUUAGCCUUUCAGACAGCUCCAGAAUGUUUUAAAGGCCCAUAUCCGAUCGAUCGAUUAUUCUUUCAACUCUCCGACCGAGCGGCCGGUUGAUCUCCUGAGUUUCCCGGACGAGGAAGAAGCACCGCCGGAGGUGGAUGAGUUUGUGAGACAGUGGGAGCUCGUGUUGUGUGGACCGGAAAAGAUAUCCCGUCACAAGCGUGUGAAGGAAUCAAGAGUCAUGAUCCCACAAUCAAUCAGCAUAUUGAAGAGAGAGGUGGUCUAUAUUUUGUUUUCCUGAGAUCAAGCUCAAGCCCAAAGGUUAGCCGGAUAUUGUGCUUUCGUCUAUACUCUUCCAAUCAAUCCUUCGCUGCAGCAGGCAAGCAUGGCAUAAGCGUCCGCGGAUAAAAAGCGGAUCAAAGCUGAUCACUUUACUCUAGCCUGCCCGUUGAAUGAGAGCGUGUGGUCAGCAGGAGGCCGGAAGUGGUGGCUAAGCCUCGAUUGAGUUGAGUGAUGGUUGUGCUUUUGCCCUUUCAUUCCGUGUGUUGGUUGUGCUAGGAAUGUUAAGUGAUUUUUGGACAUUGCCCUCUUUUCCCAUACAGAGG